GGGACGCUGUUUCGCUCGUUCGGAAGUUUUCUCCUGUGAGACAUUCAGCCUCUUGCGAAUUGAAGGACAAUUAUGAAUCACAGAGAGACGAUAGAUACAAACUAAUUGUAUGCAUUUUAUUCGUUAAUAAAAUUCCCUUGGCAUCCAUGAAUACACGCAAAUGCCCUAAGGGACUGCGGAAAUACUUUGAAGGACGUUAUAAUGAAAUAAUUAGCAAGGGCCAACUAAUUAUAAGGGUACCAUUGUGCGCCGUUUCUUCCCUCUAUCUGAAAGCAUUGUCCGAGUUCGACAAUUGUCCGACAAUCACACCUGGCAACAGGUGUCGCUUCCUAUACCCUUCGUGGUGGUCCUCUUUUAUAGUAAUUCAUCAAAAUGUAUCAAAGUAAAUAGCAUGGUGUUAUGCCUGUGGGCACUGGGAAGAUAGGAUUUAAGUGCUGAGCCUAUGACACAUACUCACAGAAAAAAACUGUGUCAUCAGUGCAGUUGGCCAUUGGUGGCGCAUUGCGUACGAUGGACAAAUGUAGUGCGCGUCUUGGACACCGCGUUUCGCUCUCUACAUUCCUUCUCAAGGAGCUCCCCACCAACUCGCUUUCUCGCACCACCACCAACCCUCCAUCCCUACCACAACAGUAAGAUUGCAGAGAGCCCGUCUACAGUGAUAGAGGGCAGCAGUAUGCCCUGCGGCUAGUGUAAUAGUUUACAGAAAGUCCGAAAUUGUAACUUCCGAACCGCCCGCGCGCUGCCUAACUGCUCAGGAAAUACUACGGAGUUUUGUAACAUAAUUUCCCCAAAGGAGUGACGAGAUUCUGGAGUUGUGGACAAGUGCGGGAACAGGUUGACGCUCAAGAGUAGCUCAUCUUUCGAGAAAGGACAGACUUUUGAACAGCAGGAAUUCAGGAUGGAGAAAGCGCCACUGUUUUUGCCCCUUGUCAUUCUACUGAUGCAAUGCCUUCCCAUUGUCCCUGUUACCGUUUCAACAACCACACCCAAGGUGGAGGUCCGUGAGAACUCUGAUGCGGUUCUGAGCUGUGGUUUUCGGACCGAGAAGGAACCGAAUCCUCGAAUCGAGUGGAAGAAGAAAGGAACAGAUGUAUCAUUUGUUUACUAUGAGGGACAAUUCAGAGGAGCCUUUGCGGGGCGUGCAAGGAUCAACGGGGCAACGGUGACCCUACAGAGGGUGACCCAGAAAGACGCGGGUGAAUACCGCUGUGAGAUCACUGCCCCUCAUGACACCAUCACCCUUGGGGAGACUAACAUUACCCUCACAGUCUUGGUUCCCCCUCACACCCCAUCCUGUGAGAUCCCCAGCUCGGCCCUGACGGGCUCUAUGGUGCAGCUGCGCUGUUUGGACCAGCAGAGCAUCCCCCCAGCCACCUACUCCUGGUACAAAGACGACAAGCUGCUGACCCCCUCCCGCAUGGCCAACGCCACCUACCACCUCAACCCAUUCACCGGCAUACUGGAGUUUAAGACGGUGGCGAGAGGCGACACGGGACAGUACAGCUGUCUGGCAUCAAACAAAGUGGGGCAGUCCAAGAUGUGUGAGGCUAAACACAUGAAGAUAGAGGAUGUAAACAUGGCAGGGGUCGUUGCUGCGGUGGUGGUCAUCUGUCUGGUCAUCGCCGUUUGUGGCUUCGGAGGGUACUAUGCACACCGUAAUGGCUACUUCAGAAGACACAAAGGAAGGUCCUUUUGGAUCCCUCAGUGUCAUGGUGUGGCCCACAUCAGCAGCCAGAACCUCCAUAGAACUGAAGACAAGACUAAUGCCAACUACAGCCCGCCGCCCCAACAUCCUGCGGACUUCAAACACACCCAGUCUUUCAUGCUGUGAGGCUCUCAACAACCCCCUAAAAGAUACUACACAGACACUAGCACCAUGACAACACUGGAGUAGUUUUAUUCGACCCAAAUGAAUAGCUCUAAGAAUAAUUACUUUUUGGGGGACUGACCAACCCUGCUCUCCUCACCCUUGUGGAUGGAUAGCAAGGAGGGGCAGACAACUCUACGUAGAGGCCAUUUAUUCCUCCUGUUUUGCUGUACCUGGGCCCUCAAUGCAAGCCUAUUAUAUUAGUCACAUGGUACUCCCCUCUGGUGGCCACACAUGCUCACUUCCCCCUCUACUGGCCAAAACAUUAACUACCUAAAUCGUAUGUUACCAAAGACUUGAACAUGGCAUCUGAGUGUAAUAUACUGUACAUAUUUUCUGAUGGCUAUUGGCUAAGCAUUGAUGUGAACACAAGGGAGCAAUCACAUUAGGGCUCCGUAGUGGCACAAGGCACUGCAAGAGACAUUACUACAGUCCCUGGUUCAAAUCCAGGCUGUAUCACAUCCGGCCAUGACUGGGAGCCCCAUAGGGCGGCGCACAAUUGGCACCUCGCUAUGGGACUGUUAAGAACAUGGUCUAACCCGGCCAAACCCUAAAGACGCAGGGCCAAUUGUGCGCCGCCCUAUGGGACACAGCCUGGAAUCGAACCAGGGUCUGUAGUGACACCUCUAGCAGAGAUGCUGCACCACUCUGGAGCCCAAAAUUACAUAGACUAACACAGGGGCUAAUUAGAAUACAGGUAUUUUUUUUUAAAUCCACAUCAUAAUCCGUCUGUUUUAAGACGGAGAAAUUGUUUUUUUGCAGUGUUUGUCAGACCAGGAGACAUCCCGAAAAACGCCAGAGAUCACAAACCUUAUGGAUUGCUUCAUCUCCAUUUUGAAUACAGGCCAUCCACUAUAUUGUUUUCAGAACAGUGCAGGGUCGAUUCAGUGCUAUGAUUGCAAUUUAAAAGGCGAUGUUCCUAUUUUCGCAGACUGCCUUCACGAUAAAUGCUGCAUAUGUUGGCUCAAUAGCUCUGAACUCAAUAGCUCAAUAGCUCUGAACUCGGAAACACUAAUUGAAUUGUGACCGUUGAGAUGGACCCCUGCUCACCUGAAUAUGCCCAGUGCAUAUCAAAUGUAGUUGUCAUACUCUAAUCUAGAGGCUCUUUUUUUAUGUAUUGUUUAAGCUAAAGUAUUAUUGUGCAUUUUUUCCUAAUAGAGAGUAUGUUUCUUAGGCUAUGGAUGAAUGGGUUGCUGUAAGUGUAUUCUUUGUAAAAUGUUUACUCUGUAUUAAAGAUUUAUCAAAAAUUUGUUCAAUAA
Messenger RNA from Oncorhynchus keta (chum salmon), 3126 nucleotides. RefSeq names its product junctional adhesion molecule 2A-like. The transcript has 10 exons. The record is from RefSeq and is a predicted model, not a curated record. Lineage: Eukaryota; Metazoa; Chordata; Actinopteri; Salmoniformes; Salmonidae. Gene Ontology annotation, cellular component: tight junction; cell surface; protein complex involved in cell adhesion. Bases 899 to 1831 code for a protein of 310 amino acids. Gene Ontology annotation, biological process: leukocyte tethering or rolling.